This is a messenger RNA of Verticillium nonalfalfae, 1590 nucleotides long. RefSeq names its product NADH:ubiquinone oxidoreductase. The transcript has a single exon. Gene Ontology annotation, biological process: centrosome localization; vesicle transport along microtubule; establishment of mitotic spindle orientation. Gene Ontology annotation, molecular function: microtubule binding. The coding region runs from base 1 to 1590 and encodes 529 amino acids. NCBI's taxonomy places the organism in Eukaryota, Fungi, Ascomycota, Sordariomycetes, Glomerellales, Plectosphaerellaceae. Gene Ontology annotation, cellular component: centrosome; kinetochore; kinesin complex. The record is from RefSeq and is a predicted model, not a curated record.
AUGCCAGUCCAGGCCAAGUGCAAGCAGUCCAAGGCUGAGGCCAACGCGGCGCAGAACCUUCUUGAGAAGGAGGUGACGACCCUCCGUGAUGCCAACAGGGGUUUGACGAUGAAGCUUCGCGAUAUCGAAGUGGCCAAUGAUGACUUCGAGAGGCAAGCCCGCAACACGACGUCUUCCCUGGAGGACCUUGAAAGCAAAUACAACGUUGCUAUCGAGCGUGGUGUUUUGAUGGAGGAGGAGAUCAAGCUGGCCGACCGCGAGCGCGAGACUCUUCGCAUCGAGGCCCAGCGCCUGCGCGAAGAGCUUUCCGACCUCAAGAUUGAGGCCGAGUUGCUCCAGGACAAGAUCAAGAAGCAGGAGGACCGUCACCUGUCCCACAUUUCCACCGACAUGUCCCUCCUCGAAUCGCCCACCUUUGACAAGACGAUCGAUGCCUCGCCCAACUCAACAGCCAGCUCCCCUCUCAUCACGACGCCUCCCGACACGGCCCAGCUGCGGGCCUCAAAGGCGCUGCACUCUCACGACCCUCCUUCGCCUCCCAUGUCCGACGUCUCGGCGCCUGCUCCUUCGGCCAGGAAACCCGCCACGAAGCCGGUCGCCAAGACACCCGCGCCGUCCACCCGCAAGUCCCGACUUCCUUCUGCCGAUCACAGCAUCACGCCAAAGCCAAGGUCCAACUUUGCUUCGUCCACGACGAGCAGGCCGGUCGGCCGCUCUGUCACUGCCACGUCAGCCACCCGCACGCCAGCCCCGCGAACCACGGCCCGGGCCGCCUCCCAUCGCAUCCCAGCGUCCAACUCCCUCACACACAUCCGCUCCCUCACCGCGCAGAUGCAGCGCCUCGAAGCCCGCGUCCAGUCAGCUCGCUCCAAGCUGCCUGCGCCCGUCAACACGCCUCCCAGGGCAUCGCCCCGUUCAUCCGUCAACGGCUCCAGCAAUGUUCCUUCGACGGUUACGAUCCGUUCUCGCAAGCGCACUAUUGGCUCCUCCUCCGCGACAAGCUCCAUUGUCGGCGACGAACCCACGCCCACGAACCCCCGCAACUCGACACACAGCACCUCAACCACUGGAUCCAGGCACAUGUCUCGACCUAGCGCGUCGGGCAUCAGCCGUCUCUCGUUCGGCCCUCUUCCGAAUCGCAACCCUCCCGGCACCGAUUCGGAUGCCUCCAUCUCACGACCCAGUUCACGCGCCAGCCUGUCCUCCUACGCACGCCCGGCGAGUCGCACUGAGAUGAUCCCACCACCAAGGCCCAUGAGCCGCUCCAGUCUUUCCGGCGCACGAACCCCUCUCGGCCGACCGAGGAGUUCGAUCGGCAUGCACGGCCACUCGGCGAGCAUCUCCCGCAUCGAUAUGGACGAGGCGGACGAAGAUGCCGCAGCCGCGGGUGAGCUGCGCACGCCCAGCCGCAGAGGCACGUACUCGCGCUUUGACACGGACGGCGGUGCCAGCAACAUCCCCAUGCCUGGCAGGCGGCAGAGCGGCAGCGGACCGUCGACGCGGCGGACGAGCAGCGGCGUCGACCUCCGAGCCUCCGUGCGACGGUCGGCUGUCGGCGCACCAGAAAGCCUUGAGGAGGAGACUUAUUAA